AGUCGCGGGGGCCGGGCCCGCGGGCUGCGGUGGCGCUGGUCUUGGCGCUGGCGCUGGUGGAGGCGCCAUGGAGGCCGACGCGGGGUCGGAGCACGGCAGUCCGGUCCUGACGCCGGAGUCGGCGCCGAGCUCGGAGCCGGACCCGGACCCGGAGGAGGACGCGCGGGCCCGGGCCGAGUUCGAGGCGCUGCAUGGCCCGGCGCUGCGCGCGUCGGGGGUCCCCGAGCGCUACUGGGGCCGCCUCCUGCACAAGCUGGAGCACGAGGUUUUCGACGCCGGGGAGAUGUUUGGGAUAAUGCAGGUGGAGGAAGUGGAGGAGGCUGAGAGCGAGGAGGAGGUGGCCCGGGAAGCGCGCAAGAAGCCCAACCCCGGCGGUGAGCUCUGCUACAAGGUCAUUGUCACCAACGAGAACGGGCUCCGGGCGGCCGACCCCAACAGCAUCUUCCUCAUCGACCACGCCUGGACCUGCCGCGUGGAGCACGCCCGCCAGCAGCUGCAGCAGGUGCCCGGGCUGCUGCACCGCAUGGCCAACCUGAUGGGCGUCGAGUUCCACGGAGAGCUGCCCAGCGCCGAGGCCGUGGCCCUGGUGCUGGAGGAGAUGUGGAAGUUCAACCAGACCUACCAGCUGGCCCACGGGACAGCCGAGGAGAAGGUGCCCGUGUGGUACAUCAUGGACGAGUUCGGUUCUCGCAUCCAGCACGCGGACGCGCCCAGCUUCGCCACCGCGCCCUUCUUCUACAUGCCGCAGCGGGUGGCCUACACGCUGCUGUGGCCCCUGAGGGACCUGGACACGGGUGAGGAGGUGACCCGGGACUUCGCCUACGGAGAGGCCGACCCCCUGAUCCGGAGGUGCAGGCUGCUGCCCUGGGCCCCCGCCGACCUGCUGGACCUCAGCUCCUCCACGCCCGAGCCGCCCGCCGAGCACUACCAGGCCAUCUUGGAGGAAAACAAGGAGAAGCUGCCGCUUGCCAUCAGCCCGGCCGUGUACCCCCGUGACCACGUCUUCAAGGUCUACACGGACGUCCAGCAGGUGCUCAGCCACCUCACCCACCCACGCUUCUCCUUCACCCAGAGCGAGGCGGACGCCGACAUCCUCUACAACUUCUCUCACUUCAAGGACUACAGGAGGCUAAGCCAGGAGAGGCCCACAGUGCUGCUGAACCAGUUCCCCUGCGAGAACCUGCUGACGGUCAAGGACUGCCUGGCCUCCAUCGCCCGCCGCGUGGGGGGCCCCGAGGGCCCGGCCUGGCUGCCCCGCACCUUCAACCUGCGCACGGAGCUGCCCCAGUUUGUCAGCUACUUCCAGCAGCGGGAGAGGCGGGGCGAGGACAACCACUGGAUCUGCAAGCCCUGGAACCUGGCCCGCAGCCUGGACACCCACAUCACCAAGAGCCUGCACAGCGUCAUCCGGCACCGCGAGAGCUCCCCCAAGCAGGUUGUAUCCAAAUACAUUGAGAGUCCCGUCUUGUUCCUCCGAGAAGACGUGGGCGGGGUCAAGUUCGACAUCCGCUACGUGGUGCUCCUGCGGUCCGUGAGGCCCCUGAAGCUGUUCGUCUACGACGUGUUCUGGCUGCGGUUCUCCAACCGGCCCUUUGCACUCAACGACCUGGACGACUACGAGAAGCAUUUCACUGUCAUGAACUACGACCCGGAAGUGGUGCUCAAGCAGGUGCACUACAACGAGUUCAUCCCUGAGUUUGAGAAGCAGUACCCCGAAUUUCCCUGGAAGAGCGUCCAGGCUGAAAUCUUCCAGGCCUUCAGGGAGCUGUUCCAGGCAGCAUGUGCCAAGCCACCCCCACUGGGCCUCUGCGACUACCCCUCGUCCCGGGCCGUGUAUGCCGUUGAUCUCAUGCUGAAAUGGGACAGCCGUCCGGAUGGGAGGCACGUGAUGCAGCCGCAGAUCCUCGAGGUGAACUUCAACCCGGACUGUGAGCGAGCCUGCAGGUACCACCCGGCAUUCUUCAACGACGUCUUCAGCACCCUGUACCUGGACGAGUACGACGGCUGCCCCGUCACCCGCCUCAUCUAGGCGCCUGCCGGUCCUUGAGGGUGCAUUCCGGCCUCGGCCUCGAGCUGCUCCUGCGCUGUCCCCCCGGCCCCUCAGCCGCCCUGUGAGCCCUCGUCCUGGCCUCACGCCCUCAGGGGCUCGGGCCCCCUCCCCCCAUCAGUCAGGAGCGGUGCCACUCACCGUGUCCCCGGGGCCGAGUGCCAGGCGUCUGUUCACCCUCUCUCCACCGUCGGUGCGGUGAUGAGUCUCAGCUCUGCCAAGGGCUUUCUUCCAGAGAGUUUGGUUGCUGGGGUGCUGUGCUUCCAGGGGGUGUUAGUGAAAGCGGGGUUCUAGGGGGCGUGGCGAGGUAUCCUCGGAAAUGAGGCCCCAGGAGCGCCUGCGGGAGCCCAGACGGCUGCUUCUGUGGCGCAUCUGCUCCCCACGUUCCACCCCGGGCCUGCAUGACAGGCGUCUCCAGGUCCCCUGGGAGCCUGCUGCUCAGGCCCAGGGUCAGACCUUCACCAGCAAAUCUCUCUGAGGCGCCAGGGCAGGGCGGCCACGUUGCCUUUCCAGCUGGCCCCAUGGAAGGGCCGAGUGCAGUGCCCGUGCCUCCCUGCCCGCCAGGCACUGCAGUGGUGCCUACCUCGUCUAAGGUUGGCUGGGACGCCCCGGCGAGGGGGCUCAGGGACAGGUGUGGACAGCAGAGUGCCAGGCCUGGACAGCUGAGCAGGACAAUUCCAGGGAGAACCUUAUGUUACAAUCAGAUGCCAUCAGCCACCAGUCUGGUGUCAAGAUGGUGGAUUUUUGUUACUUUUUCACUUACAGGAAGAAAAUAUAAAAUUCUCAUUUUUAAUUUUGUUUCUGAAAUUUUGAGUCUAUUUCCAGCGUAUUUUGUGUUGCCACAGUGCACCCAGGCCCAGCUAACUGGGCAGCAGGCAGGUCUAAUUUGGGGGGAGCUGCCUGCAGAGCUUUUGUGGGUGUGUGUGCGUGUGUUGGGGGUGUCUGUUUCAUCCCGAAGCCAAGGCUCUCGCAAAAACUGGACUAGACUGUGCUGCCCGUCUCUGUGUCUGUCCUCUGUUAACCAGCUCAGCCCGUGUCCUGGGGAACCGUCCCUUGCCUCCAGCGGAGGUGCACAGAGCGCGGGGCACCUCGUCCCCGGUUCUCUCCACGGGAGAGCAGCUGCGUCCCGUCCCCUGCUUGACUUGAUUUGUGCUGCAAUAAAGUAGGCCUUCUGUA
Molecule: messenger RNA, 3223 nt
Organism: Phacochoerus africanus (Common warthog)
Lineage: Eukaryota; Metazoa; Chordata; Mammalia; Artiodactyla; Suidae
Gene: TTLL12
Product: tubulin tyrosine ligase like 12
Exons: 14
Coding region: 68-2029 (653 amino acids)
Biological process (GO): protein modification process
Source: RefSeq, a predicted model, not a curated record